ACUGGCAGAACAGAAACUACAGAGCCAGACUGAGGACAGUAGUAUGAAGCUGGAGCAACUGGAUCAGAUGUUGAAAAAGAAGGACAUGCUGUUCAAGGAGAGCACCGCAGACAAGGAGAUACAGCUGACGAACUACAAACUCACAGUAGAGAAGCUAAUGUCUUACAUCACCAUCAAUGAACAGAUGUUCAAGGAGUUGAGAGAACAUCAUAGCCAGAUUCUGGCCAAACAUACGCUGGAGCUUGAGGACUAUGGGAAGUGGCAGGAGCAGCUAUCCACAGCACAGAUUCAGAUCUCUGCCUCCCUGCAAGAGAAGUGCUCAGAGUGCCUGGAGCAUUUUGCAGUCCAAAGGGAAGGGGGGGAGAACUAAUCCCUGUCAGAGAGAGACUCUGGACCCUGACAACCACACCAUCCCAGAGAACAGUGAAGUUCCUGCAACUGAGGCUGGCCCGACCAAGUGUGAGAGCUGUCUCCAACUUUUGCAGAGGGAGAAUGGCAGUCUGCUGGACAGACUGAGGGCUAGCAAGCGCCUCAACAAGACCCUGCGCAGCCAGCUGGACCUGUGCAGAUCCAUUAUGGCUCAGAGAGAGGGGGGUGAUGGACGAUGUUUCUCCCCCUCCAACUCACUCACAGUGGAAGAAGAAAUGAAGGAGCAGCUGCAGGAGAUCUUGAGGCUGAGACAGAGUCUGAAGGAGAGCAUUCAGGCAAACGGGAGGCUCCAGGAGCAUCUGAAGAACCAUAAGGCCCAGCAGGCAGGGACAGAGAUGGGCCAGAACCACCCAGGCGUGCAUGCUGAGUCAGAGAGACUGAAGGCGUCUCUGGUUGAGACAGCCUGUGAGCUCACACAGCUCCAGAGAGAGAGUGACAUGCUGAGGGAGGAGAGAGAGAGGCUGACAGAGAAGCUCGCACGCUCUGAGGACAACAACAGGAGCCUGGAAGGCUCACUUAGCUCCACACAGGAAGAGAUAGACAGGUUGAAGGGAGAACUCGAUGCCUAUCAAAAACAGCUCCUCAAGUCAUUUUGUGAGGAGAUGCAGGGGUCCGAGCAGACGAGGACAGCUGCAGUCAACUCCACUGGUAAUGUAUACAAGAAGGUCCCUCACUUCUUCUCUCCAUCUACAGUUAUUCUUGCUAGAUGUGAUGUUGAUUCUGUUGAGUUGCUACACUUUCAUCCAACAUCAGAGUUUGGAGGCGGUCUCCCGGACAACCCCAAGCUAAAUCAACUCCUCUCUGAGAUCCAGCGAAUCAGAGCACAGCUUGCCGAUAAGGAUACAAUACAGACUAAAGCCACAGAGGAGAAACACCCUGAGCAUUCUGGUUGGCCAGAGUGCCCUCCAAUGAUCAUCAACAUCAACUAUGUGGAGUGUGGAGCAUCCAGGCAUUCAAGCAGGAGCAGUCCUUCAGGGAGAAGAGAUCAUGCCAAGAAGGACAAUGACAACCUCUCACAAAGCAGCCUUACCUCCAGCAUAGAUGACUCGGUCCCAUCCUUAUUGAACAGUAGCCUAUCCCCACUGUGGGCAAAUGACAAGAGCCCUAAUGUCACUGGCCAGGAAGAUAAUUGCAUCAACAUGCAGAGACUGAUAUCAGAAGGGAAGACAAUGACCAAUAAGAUGAGUAGGCUACUACAGGGGUGCCACAACAACAACUCCAAUCCCACGUCACAGUCAGCAUUUGAUGUCACUCCGAUUCAGGUGGACCAGAAGUACAUCAAGCAUCUCUCAUCUACCAUCGGUGCCUGUCAUCUUCUGAGGCUCCAAGAGAGGCGUUCUCAGAGUGACUCUGUGAAUUUCUCCCAGAGCCAAGAGAAUUUCUACUUGGAAAAUCUGAAACUGAAGAAUAAAAUUGAGAUAAUGAAGAGGGAGCAAUCUCAAAACAAGAAGAUGCUUUCUGAGGCUGUCAAACGACUGAGAAGAGUGAACCUGGGGAAAGUAGGGAGAGUGAGUGAAUAGCAGCAAAUGAUCAUCAUUCCACUAAGCCAAUCUUUGUUUCAUGGAUUCAAAUAGAAAGAAUUGGAGCUUCCC
Messenger RNA from Oncorhynchus gorbuscha (pink salmon), 2021 nucleotides. RefSeq names its product CDK5 regulatory subunit-associated protein 2-like. NCBI's taxonomy places the organism in Eukaryota, Metazoa, Chordata, Actinopteri, Salmoniformes, Salmonidae. The record is from RefSeq and is a predicted model, not a curated record. The transcript is spliced from 9 exons. The coding region runs from base 252 to 1949 and encodes 565 amino acids.